GGUGCUGCCUUUGGGUGGUAUUUUUUGUUUUUGUCAAAAGAUUUCCUUGAAUAAGACCUGGGUUUUGACUUCUUGUUUGCAGGCAGCUGUUUUUUUGUUUGUAUUUAUAUGCUCUGGUCUUAUUUUUGAUCUUGAAUGUAUGAAGAACUUCAGGUGCCUGGUAAUGGGGAAAGGAUCUGGACAGAUGGUUGACUUUUUGUUGACCUUUUGAAUGGUUCUGUUUUGGGUUUAAAUGAUGGAAUCUAUACUGGGUAUCCUUAAAUAGGGGGGUGGUUUACGUUUGUGUUUUAUUUACUCAAAUCCCACCCCCUCUAUUUCCUACCAACAAAAGAAAAGGGAAACAUUUUGGUUGUUUCCAGUUUAAUGACUCUGGGCCUAUUGUACAUGAUGGAAUGGUCAUUUGUUUGGUCUGAAAUGAUUUAGUACACAGUUUUGCUGUGCCCAUGAUUGAUGAGAGUGGUUGUGUUGCUUGGUUAUUGAUUGUAGUGGAAGAUAGGGAUCUGUUAAUUUGUUGGUUUUCAUCAUUAGCAGAAAUUCUUGAUUUGAUUUUGGAUGCUACAGUUUGAGGUUCCCAUUUGAUCUGACUAGUUAGGUCUGUGUUACCAUCCAUGAAAUAGAGAUGAAUUAUUGUGACAUUUUGGGCACUUUUCCUUCCUUGACCCCAUUGAAAGCUCACCAACCCUUGUAUUCUUAGCCCUCUUUGCCAAUUAUCUACUGAUUUAAUUUAAUAAUCUUGUCUAUAAUUUUGGAAUUGCGAGUUGAUGUUCUUGGGGGAUUGCUAUAAUAUUUUCAACUUGUUAGUUCGGGGUCCCCACUUCACAAUGAAGACCCUGUUGUUGUUGUUGUUGACUUGUUUGUGGAAUCACAGUUUGGUAUUGAGUGGUUCCUGGAUUUAAAACGAAGAACUGGAAGUCCUGAAGAUAUGCAGUUUGAGAGGCGUUUAGUGUUGUGCAGUCCUCGAGGAAAAAAGGGCUCGAAGAUUUGGAUUCCUCGGGCUUGUUUGAGAAGACAUGGAGCCUUUAAGCCUGCAGUUACAAGGCCAUGCCUCGCCUCCAGCUCAGUCAGCGUUUCAGUCCCCGAGGGAAGUUACCGUUGCAAGGAAAACUACUUCUCAAGACCCGUGCCCUUCAUCUGGAUCCGAAGAAAGUCGUGGGAAGCAUGUACCUGCUCAAAUCAAGCCUAUGUUCGUUAUUAGCAAUCCAGAAUUUCCCGUGAAUCCAGCCCAAGGUGAAAUGGGUCAAUCCACGAUUCACUCUAAUUACAAUUACUCAGAUCCAUACUUCAGUGGCUUAUUUACUGCUUAUGGACCUCAGCCUUUUCCUCAAAUGGUCGGGAUUGCACCUGCUCGGGUACCAUUGCCACUUGAUCUUGCAGAAGAUGGACCGAUUUAUGUCAAUGCAAAACAGUACCAUGGAAUACUAAGGAGGAGACAAAUACGGGCAAAGCUCGAGGCGCAAAACAAGCUCGUGAAAACUAGAAGGCCAUACCUGCACGAGUCCCGCCAUCUUCAUGCAGUGAAUAGGGUUAGGGGCUCGGGCGGGCGAUUCCUUAGCACGAAGAAGCUGCGAGAAUCGCUGUCAAUGAACUGCGGUUCUGGAAGUGAUUCUGCGAAGCACCACAGGGCUUCGACUGCCUCUUCUACUCCACACGGGAUGUCUCAGGGCGUUCAUGGCAACGUCAUCUUCCAGCCGCCCGAUCAUCACAGGCUCUCGAGCCUGCCUUCUCACAUGGCGGCCGCUGCUGCUUCCAUGCAAGGCGGGGGCGGGCUUACUUGCAAUGCAUAUUCUCCGGGUGUCCGGUGAGGAGUUCCUCACUGGGCAGGCAUUUCAUCCUUGGCUAUUGUCACUUUUCCUGUGAAGAAUUGAAGUUUCUGUGUUUAGUUUGGUUCCUUUUUUUUGUUUUUUUUUCUUAGAAACUGCAAUAAGACAUGCUUGACCUUUUUCUUUUUGAUGACUUUAAGAUAAUGCUUAGUCUGUCGUGUAACCAUUAAAUUUUAUGUUGUUCACUGAUAGGGAAGCAACUAAGUUAUCUUUACUGCUACUGCUAAUAUAUGUUGAAUGUGUAUGCCUUUGUUAAAGAUUAA
Messenger RNA from Ipomoea nil (Japanese morning glory), 2083 nucleotides. RefSeq names its product nuclear transcription factor Y subunit A-7-like. The record is from RefSeq and is a predicted model, not a curated record. Gene Ontology annotation, molecular function: DNA-binding transcription factor activity, RNA polymerase II-specific; RNA polymerase II cis-regulatory region sequence-specific DNA binding. Gene Ontology annotation, cellular component: CCAAT-binding factor complex. Lineage: Eukaryota; Viridiplantae; Streptophyta; Magnoliopsida; Solanales; Convolvulaceae. Gene Ontology annotation, biological process: regulation of transcription by RNA polymerase II. The coding region runs from base 1011 to 1802 and encodes 263 amino acids. The transcript is spliced from 6 exons.